This is a messenger RNA of Gymnogyps californianus (California condor), 1995 nucleotides long. It is a transcript of the gene ARL13B, whose product is annotated as ADP ribosylation factor like GTPase 13B. Gene Ontology annotation, cellular component: ciliary membrane; motile cilium; non-motile cilium. Gene Ontology annotation, biological process: non-motile cilium assembly; receptor localization to non-motile cilium. The coding region runs from base 12 to 1292 and encodes 426 amino acids. The transcript is spliced from 10 exons. The record is from RefSeq and is a predicted model, not a curated record. Gene Ontology annotation, molecular function: GTP binding; GTPase activity. NCBI's taxonomy places the organism in Eukaryota, Metazoa, Chordata, Aves, Accipitriformes, Cathartidae.
AGUGAAGAGGAAUGUUCAGUCUAAUGGCCAAUUGCUGCAGCUGGCUAAAACGGUGGCAGGAACCUGUCAGGAAGGUGACACUAAUAAUGGUGGGUCUUGAUAAUGCUGGUAAAACUGCUACAGUCCGAGGAAUUCAAGGAGAGUCUCCUGAAGACGUGGCUCCAACAGUUGGAUUUUCCAAGAUUGACCUUAAACAAGGACGCUUUGAAGUCACCAUCUUUGAUUUAGGAGGUGGAAAACGAAUUCGAAAUAUCUGGAGAAAUUACUAUGCUGAGUCCUACGGUGUAAUAUUUGUUGUAGAUUCCAGUGACAUUGCAAGAAUGGAAGAAACAAAGCAAGCCAUGACAGAAGUUUUAAACAGCCCUAAGAUAUCAGGAAAACCUGUGUUAGUGCUGGCAAAUAAGCAGGACAGAGAAGGAGCUCUGUCAGAAGCAGAUGUAAUCGAGUCCUUAUCUCUGGAAAAGCUUGUCAAUGAACACAAGUGUCUAUGUCAAAUUGAACCUUGCUCAGCUGUCAUGGGCUGUGGGAAAAAAAUUGAUAAGUCAAUAAAAAAGGGAUUAUACUGGCUUCUACAUAUCAUAGCAAAAGAUUUUGAUGCCUUAAAUGAGCGCAUCCAAAGAGACACUACAGAACAAAAAGCAUAUGAAGAACAAAAGAAACUAGAACGAGCUGAGCGAGUGAGGAGGAUACGAGAAGAAAGGGAAAGAGAAGAAGGAAGAAGUGUACAUGAUGAGGAAGACCCUGAGCCUGGGAACUCUGAAAACCCCUUCCAGCCUAUAUCUGCUGUAAUCUCUGAGAAUGAAAAACAAAUUGAAAAGGAAAAGAAGCGGCAAAGGUUGGAGACUGAAAAGGCUACGAUUGUCUUGAAAUCGCAAACAGAGCAGGAACAAAUGGAUGCCCAGCACUUAUCAAGUAGCAGUAGCCAAAACACAAAUGAUAGUAGACUAGAAACGUGCAAUUCUACAACUACACAGCUUUUGCAGCAUGAAGAAGAGAAUGAGCAGCAAGUCUCAGAAUGCCUUGACUCAGAUAACAGUAAGAAAAAAAGUAAAAAACCAAAAUUAAAAAGGGGCCACAGAGUAGAACCUGUUAAUGCAGAGGACACUGUUCCCAAAAAUCCUACACCACCACCAGCUCUUCCACCAGUUGGCUGGGGAACUCCCAAACUUAAUAGACUUCGAAAACUUGAGCCUCUUGGUGAAACACAUCAUGCUGAUUUCUAUGGAAAGCCUCUGCCCCCGCUGACUAUACGCCAAAGACCCAACAGUGAUACCCAUGAUGUCAUUGCUUAACUGGAUCACAAAUAGCAUUUAAAAAACAAAAUCAAAAAAUUAUAUCAGAAACAUUUUUUGCCCUUGAAGGAAAAUUUUGAAAAUGACACACUUAUCAGCUUGUUUCAAAAUAACUUGAUGACAAUUAAACAUGGAGUUCAUUCUAUCGUACUUAGUUGAUCAGACUUUGUCAUUUACUUUUCACAUCACCAGCUCUUCUUCAGGAUUUAGCAUGAAACCAAGAAAGGUCUAUGUGUCUGUGGAUGUUCAUAUGAACAUGGUAUUGAAUAUUUAUUGGGUUUACUGGUGAAAAUACAUAGCUGUAAACCUGAAGAAAAAUACCUUCAAGAUCACAUAAUACUGGACUGUACGUUCUCACCAAGACCUUUCUCCAGGUGCUGCGCAGUGGUUGGUAUUUUUGCAGCUAAUAAAUGAUUCUAAAGCAUUUUGUAAGAUUCAUGUAUGAUAGGGUGAAUAUAGGAAGGUUAUGCAACAAAUAUUGAGUAUAUUUUUCUAACUUUUUAUAAAAUUAUUUGAAAGUGUGAGCAGACACACAUACCUACUACAAAUAAAAUGAUACCUAGAAAGCAUUAGAAAGCUGAUAGUCAAAUGCAUACAAAUAGAGUAUGUUUGACUCUUACAUUUCUCUUACAUUUCUCUUACAGUAGCAAUACCUCUUAUUAGGCAUUACAUUACCAGAUGCAUAUUUCAUACUUCUGGCAAU